AUGCGUGGCUAUUUUGGACAGGCAGUGUUGCCGCAUUACGACUACAUAAUGUUCAUGAAUGGUCACUCAAUUGACAUGUUUGCGGUCGGGACACAGCUGGUCACCUGCCAGAAACAAUCGGCCCUGGGUUGCGUUUGCAAAUUGGUGGAGAUCAACGGCAUCCCCACGGCAAAACUCAGUGAGAAUGUGCAUAAAAUGAACAUCCCAGGACGGAAACUCGCCUACCGCUUGUUUGACAGAAAGGGUGUGGCCUUGCUGGAUCUUAUGCAAGCUGCGGACGAAAAGGAACCAACUGUUGGAGAACGUAUUCUCUGUCGAAGUGCUUAUCAUUCUGCGAAAUCUGUCGAGAUCAUUCCGUCCGCGAUCCGAAAGUUGCACAUGGUCGUCUGGAAGGACGGAAAAGUGGCCUGCAACUUGCCCAGUCUUGAAGAGAUACGACGCCGUGUAAAGAAGAGCCUUGCCGAACUCAGACCCGAUCACCGACGUCAACUCAAUCCAACACCGUACAAAGUCUCAUUGUCAGAGUCACAGUACCGUCUGACGCAGGCCAUUUGGACCAGUUUGGCGUCAGGGCUGGUGCUCAGCUAG
Messenger RNA from Dibothriocephalus latus, 588 nucleotides. NCBI's taxonomy places the organism in Eukaryota, Metazoa, Platyhelminthes, Cestoda, Diphyllobothriidea, Diphyllobothriidae. The record is from the annotation of a GenBank genome assembly.